UUGAAACUUGAAAGCAUCUUCAUCUCCAUCAAACUUAAUUAGUUUAUCUAUUUCAAAAUUCUUUACGCCGUUGAGUAUUGUUAUAUAUUAUUAAUUAUAAAUUGGAAUUAAAAAUUGUAAUCCUUGAGUACUGUCAUGAAUUUUUCAGUUUAUUUUCAUCUCCACCAUGAUUUGAUGUAAUUGUCGUAUUGACUAGGCAAAAAUCUUGAUGUUCUAACACAGAUACAUACAAUCUGUUUUAUCUCCUCUUCCUUCUCAAAGCUACUUACAUAGAUAGAUACACACGAGGAACCGGUUUUGUUCUCUUUACCUUCUCUUUCUCUGUUUUCAGCUGCUGGGUCUUCUUACUGAGUUCAACUUUGGGUUUUGAGUGAGUGUUGCAAUCAUAUUGUGAAUAUUUAGGAGUUUCUGAAUCUGGGUUUUUCAAUUCACUGCUUGCCAAUAUCUAUUUCAAGAGUUUGUACUUUUUUUAAAUAAAAAAAAAAUCAUUUUUCCUCUUCUGAGUAUUUGACUUUGGGUCUGUGCAGCAUCGUGUUUGUCUUCAAUUGAUUUGCUUAGUGAUUUUAUGCAGGAAACUGAACCUAGGAUUUUGUUUUAAUUUAUCAUCACAAAAAAUCUCAUGAACAGUUAUUUAUUUACAAAGUUCAUGUUCUAGGUCUUAUUGUGUUUUGUGCUCAUUAUGAUCUCAAAUUUGAAAAAUCUUUGAUUCUGUUUUGGCCACUGCUUAUGAUACUUGCAGCAGCUGAGUCAUAAUUUUCCAGGUUCCUGAGAUUUCCUUGGAAACAUGAUUGUGUCUGCUCUUCUGACAUCUGUUGGCAUCAAUAUUGCUCUGUGUGUGUUGUUCUUCAUACUAUAUUCUAUAUUGAGGAAACAACCGAUCAAUUAUGAAGUUUAUUUACCGCGCCUUCUGGCUGAAGGAAUUUCUAAGAGGAGAAGUCGUUUCAACUUAGAAAGACUAAUACCUUCUCCGGGUUGGGUUGCAAAUGCCUGGAGGCUUUCUGAGGAGGAACUGUUAUCAUUAUCAGGAUUAGAUGGUGUGGUGUUCAUGCACAUUAUAACCUUUAGUUUGAAAGUAUUUACUUUUGCUGGGAUUAUUGGUAUCUUUGUGCUUCUUCCAGUCAACUGCUGGGGAAAUCAGCUAAAAGAUUUUGAUGUUGCAAACUUCACCAAUAACUCCUUGGAUGUGUUUACCAUAUCAAAUGUAAACAGUGGCUCUAACUGGUUAUGGCUCCACUUCUGUGCUGUAUAUAUUGUCACUGGAUUCAUAUGCAUACUACUUUUUUAUGAAUAUAAACACAUAUCUUCUAGAAGAAUUUCUUAUUUUUAUUCAUCAAGGCCUCAGCCUCAUCAGUUCACCAUUUUAGUUCACAGCAUUCCCAUUUCCUCCGGUAGCAGCAUCAGUGACAGUGUUGAGAGCUUCUUUGAAGAGCUAUAUCCUUCUACGUAUCUGUCACACAUGGUUGUUCGUCGUACUAGCAAAAUCCAAAGACUCCUAAAUGAAGCAAAAUUUUUGUAUAAAAGGAUUACACAAUUACGAUCGGAUCCCACUCAGGAAAAGAAUAAGCAUGGUGGUUUUUUUGGACUUUUUGGCGGAAAAAACAAUCUUAUGGAGCAGUAUGAAAAGAAAUUAGAGGAUAUUGAGGAGAAUGUAAGAUUGAAGCAGUCAGAGUCUUCAUUGGCAGCAGAAGAGACUCGAGCUGCCUUUGUGUUCUUCAAGUCUCGUUAUGGUGCUGCAACUGCUUUCCAUUUGCGCCAAUCAAUUAAUCCCACACAGUGGAUUACUGAGCAAGCUCCAGAACCUCAUGAUGUUUACUGGCCUUUCUUCUCUGAAUCAUUCAUGCAAAGAUGGAUUUUUAAGUUGGUGGUUGUGGUUUUGUGUAUUCUUUUCACUAUUUUGUUCCUCAUACCUGUAAUAAUCGUACAAGGGCUUACCAACCUGAGUCAACUGGAAGUUUUGUUUCCCUUCUUGACAAGUAUUCUAACCAUAAAGUUUGUCAGUCAAGUAAUUACGGGAUACCUUCCCAGUCUUAUUCUUCUGUUGUUUCUUAAAUUGGUGCCUCCUGUCAUGGAGUUCCUUUCCUCCAUUCAAGGAUACAUCUCACAUAGUGAUAUAGAAAUGAGUGCAUCUAUAAAAGUACUGUGGUUCACAAUAUGGAAUGCUUUUUUUGCAACUGUAUUUUCUGGGUCAGCUCUAUAUAUGGUGUCAAUCAUCCUUGAUCCCAAGGGCAUUCCUGGGAAGCUGGCAGUUGCAGUUCCGGCGCAGGCAUCAUUUUUUAUCACUUAUGUGGUCACGUCGGGAUGGACAAGUAUAUCAUCAGAACUCUUCCGUAUAAUUCCUUUCAUUUCCAGUUUGAUAAGAAGGCCUUUCACAAGUCCAAAUGAUGAAUUUGAAGAAGUUCCAUCUAUUGCAUACCACAGGGAUAUUCCAAGGGUCCUUUUCUUUGGACUUCUUGGUAUUACAUAUUUCUUCCUAGCGCCACUUAUUUUGCCAUUCCUCUUGGCCUACUUUUGUCUUGCAUAUAUCAUUUUUCGAAACCAGUUUAUAAAUGUCUAUGCACCAAAGUAUGAAACUGCAGGGAAAUUUUGGCCUAUAGUGCACAGUUCAAUGAUAUUUUCUCUAGUACUCAUGCACAUCAUUGCAGUGGGAAUCUUUGCAUUGAAAAAGCUUUCUCUAGCAUCUACAUUGAUGCUUCCUCUACCAGUCCUCACGCUUCUGUUUAACGAGUACUGCCGAAAAAGAUUCUUACCCAUAUUUGUUGCAUACCCUACAGAGAGUUUGAUAAAGAAGGAUAGGGAAGACCAGAAUGAUACUACAAUGAAUGAGUUUUAUGACAAUCUGGUAAAUGCUUAUAAAGACCCUGCUUUGGUUCCAAUUCACUACUCAUCAAACACUGACGGUCUUCGCAGCCCCCUUAUAUCUACUUAAGCUUAAUAUGCUCUAGGCACAAUGUUAUUCCAUAUAUAUAUUAGACCAGUUUUGUUGGCUCUUUUUGUAUGUGAUGGAAUGGAAGAUUCAUGUUUCAAGAGCAAUGGGGUGCAGAAGGUGCUUGUAUACCUUUGUUUGCAGAUAGAAAACUCUUUAAUUCCAAAAUAGUGAUCAAUCUUUCCCAGCGUCUUAGAUGAAGAGCCUGAAACUUCCAUAUAGUAGUCAACUUAUCUUUUGCCUUCACUCUUAUCACUUUCGUUAUUUGCAUU
Messenger RNA from Gastrolobium bilobum, 3195 nucleotides. RefSeq names its product CSC1-like protein At1g69450. The record is from RefSeq and is a predicted model, not a curated record. Gene Ontology annotation, cellular component: plasma membrane. The transcript is spliced from 10 exons. NCBI's taxonomy places the organism in Eukaryota, Viridiplantae, Streptophyta, Magnoliopsida, Fabales, Fabaceae. Gene Ontology annotation, molecular function: calcium-activated cation channel activity. The coding region runs from base 785 to 2926 and encodes 713 amino acids.